Messenger RNA from Penicillium odoratum, 1047 nucleotides. Its product is annotated as sterol desaturase family protein. Gene Ontology annotation, biological process: ergosterol biosynthetic process. The transcript has a single exon. Gene Ontology annotation, molecular function: iron ion binding; C-4 methylsterol oxidase activity. The record is from RefSeq and is a predicted model, not a curated record. Bases 1 to 1047 code for a protein of 348 amino acids. NCBI's taxonomy places the organism in Eukaryota, Fungi, Ascomycota, Eurotiomycetes, Eurotiales, Aspergillaceae.
AUGGAUACAAGACCACUAUCGAAGGAUUCUAUGAAAUCCACCUGGCGUACUGCCGACCGAUCAGAAUGGACGCACCAGCAUUGGGUAUUGGAGAUUUUAAACGCCCAUCCAAUCGAAUUAAAUAAGGAAGUCCCUGUCCACGCCAAAGACGAGAAGAUUCCCUUUAUGCCGCAAUGGUCUCUCCAGCGAUGGGUGCUAUUUUACUCGGCUAUACCACUACUUUUGCACCAGUUGUAUAUGACCUACACCGGCCGUACCCUGGGGCCGAUUGCGACGUUCAACUUCUACUUCUUCGCCUUCAACGCUAUCGUCAUCUAUCAAGUUCACGUCCUUCGACGUCUGGGUCAUAUCUACGGUUUCUUGGAUGGUGACAAACACGAGCGUGACGGCGUUCCUGAUGUUGGCGUGGGAAAAGUCGUGACUUCACUCUAUAAAACCACUGGCUCUCGACUUGUCAUGGCCGUCUACUUGACCUACAACAGAGACCAACUGCCCAGUGAAAUGAACUGGCUAUGGCUUCCACUGGAGAUCGGUCUAUACGGUAUCGUCCUCGACUUCUGGUUCUACUGGUAUCAUCGCCUGAUGCACGAUGUGGGCUUCUUCUGGAAAUUCCACCGAACCCACCACCUGACAAAGCACCCGAAUCCGCUCCUUGCAGCCUACGCAGAUCACGAACAGGAGUUCUUCGAUAUGGUCGGCGUGCCUUUUAUGGCAUUUUUCUGCCUUCGUCUUAUGGGGUUGCCGAUGGGUUUCUAUGAGUGGUGGGUAUGUCACCAAUAUGUGGCGUUCGCGGAGGUUUUCGGUCACAGUGGGUUGCGGAUGCAUUUGACUGUGCCUUCUACUCUGAGCUGGGCGUUGCAGAUGUUCAACUGUGAUAUCGUUAUUGAGGACCAUGAUCUUCACCAUCGGAAGGGAUGGAGAAAGAGUCACAACUACGGAAAGCAGACCCGUCUUUGGGACCAGAUCUUCGGUACUACCACCGAUCGAAUCGAGUCUGCGGCGAACAACAUCGACUAUGAAAAUGUUGCAAGAAUGCCACUGUGGUAG